Molecule: messenger RNA, 9105 nt
Organism: Microcebus murinus (gray mouse lemur)
Lineage: Eukaryota; Metazoa; Chordata; Mammalia; Primates; Cheirogaleidae
Gene: SIK2
Product: salt inducible kinase 2
Biological process (GO): protein phosphorylation; intracellular signal transduction; microtubule cytoskeleton organization
Cellular component (GO): cytoplasm
Molecular function (GO): ATP binding; tau-protein kinase activity; magnesium ion binding
Source: RefSeq, a predicted model, not a curated record
GGCGCACGUCAGCGGCGGCGCGCGCCUGGCUGGGCCCUGCGGAGCGGGAGGGAAGGAGCGAAGGAGCAAGCGGAGCGGUCGUCGCCCGAGCCGAGCCGCGCCGCCAGCCCGCCAGCCCGCGCUCCUGUCCGCCGUGUCUAGCAGCGGGGCCCAGCAUGGUCAUGGCGGAUGGCCCGAGGCACUUGCAGCGCGGGCCGGUCCGGGUGGGGUUCUACGACAUCGAGGGCACGCUGGGCAAGGGCAACUUCGCCGUGGUGAAGCUGGGGCGGCACCGGAUCACCAAGACGGAGGUGGCGAUAAAAAUAAUAGAUAAAUCUCAGCUGGAUGCGGUGAACCUUGAGAAAAUCUACCGAGAAGUUCAAAUAAUGAAAAUGUUAGACCACCCUCACAUAAUCAAACUUUAUCAGGUAAUGGAGACCAAAAGUAUGUUGUACCUUGUGACAGAAUAUGCCAAAAAUGGAGAAAUUUUUGACUAUCUUGCUAAUCAUGGCCGGUUAAAUGAGUCUGAAGCCAGGCGAAAAUUCUGGCAGAUUCUGUCUGCUGUUGAUUAUUGUCAUGGUCGGAAGAUUGUGCACCGUGACCUCAAGGCUGAAAAUCUCCUGCUGGAUAACAACAUGAAUAUUAAAAUAGCAGAUUUCGGUUUUGGAAAUUUCUUUAAAAGUGGUGAACUACUGGCAACGUGGUGUGGCAGCCCCCCAUAUGCAGCCCCAGAAGUCUUUGAAGGGCAGCAGUAUGAAGGACCACAGCUGGAUAUUUGGAGUAUGGGAGUCGUUCUUUACGUCCUUGUCUGUGGAGCUCUGCCUUUUGAUGGACCAACUCUUCCGAUUUUGAGGCAGAGGGUUUUGGAAGGAAGAUUCCGGAUUCCAUAUUUCAUGUCAGAAGAUUGUGAGCACCUUAUUCGAAGGAUGUUGGUCCUAGACCCUUGCAAACGGCUAACCAUAGCUCAAAUCAAGGAGCAUAAAUGGAUGCUCAUCGAAGUUCCUGUACAGAGACCUGUUCUCUAUCCACAAGAGCAAGAAAAUGAGCCAUCGAUCGGGGAGUUUAAUGAACAGGUUCUGCGAUUGAUGCACAGCCUUGGAAUAGAUCAGCAGAAAACCAUUGAGUCCUUGCAGAACAAGAGCUAUAACCACUUUGCUGCCAUUUAUUUCUUGUUGGUGGAGCGCCUAAAAUCACACAGGAGCAGUUUUCCAGUGGAGCAGAGACUUGAUGGCCGCCAGCGCCGGCCUAGCUCCAUCGCUGAACAAACAGUUGCCAAGGCACAAACCGUGGGGCUCCCAGUGACCAUGCACUCGCCGAACAUGCGACUGCUGCGCUCUGCCCUCCUCCCACAGGCGUCCACCGUGGAGGCCUUUCCCUUCCCAGCGUCCGGCUGUCAGGCGGAAGCAGCGUUUAUGGAAGAAGAAUGUGUGGACACUCCAAAGGUAAACGGCUGUCUGCUCGACCCUGUGCCUCCUGCCCUGCUGAGGAAGGGCUGCCAGUCGCUGCCCAGCGACAUGAUGGAGACCUCCAUCGACGAAGGGCUGGAGACGGAAGGAGAGGCCGAGGAAGACCCCAGCCACUCCUUCGAGGCAUUUCAGUCCACACGCAGCGGGCAGAGGCGGCACACUCUGUCCGAAGUGACCAAUCAGCUGGUCGUGAUGCCUGGGGCAGGGAAAAUUUUCUCCAUGAGUGACAACCCCUCCCUUGACAGUGUGGACUCUGAGUAUGAUAUGGGGUCUGUCCAGAGGGACCUGAACUUUCUGGAGGACAACCCUUCCCUUAAGGACAUGAUGGUAGCCAAUCAGCCCUCACCCCGCAUGACAUCUCCCUUCGUAAGCCUGAGACCCACCAACCCAGCCAUGCAGGCUCUGGGUGCCCAGAAACGAGAGGCCCACAACAGGUCGCCAGUGAGCUUCAGAGAGGGCCGCCGGGCGUCGGACACCUCCCUCACCCAAGGAAUUGUAGCAUUUAGACAGCAUCUUCAGAAUCUGGCUAGAACCAAAGGAAUUCUAGAGUUGAACAAAGUGCAGUUGCUGUAUGAACAAAUAGGAUCAGAGGCAGACCCAUCAGCUGCUCCUCAGCUCCAAGACCUUGCCAGCAGUUGCCCUCAGGAGGAAGUUUCUCAGCAGCAGGACAGUGUCUCCACUCUCCCUACCAGUGUGCAUCCUCAGCUGUCCCAGCGGCAGAGCCUGGAAUCUCAGUACCUGCAGCACAGACUCCAGAAGCCCAGCCUUCUGUCAAAGGCCCAGAACACCUGCCAGCUUUACUGCAAAGAACCACCGCGGAGCCUUGAACAGCAGCUACAGGAACACAGGCUCCAACAGAAGCGACUCUUCCUCCAGAAGCAGUCUCAGCUGCAGGCAUAUUUCAAUCAGAUGCAGAUAGCAGAGAGCUCCUACCCACAGCCAAGUCAGCAGCUGCCCCUUGCCCACCAGGAGAGCCCCCCACCAUCUCAGCAGGCGCCCCCAUUCAGCCUGACCCAGCCCCUGAGCCCCGUCCUGGAGCCCUCCUCCGAGCAGAUGCAAUACAGCCCUUUCCUCAGCCAGUACCAGGAGAUGCAGCUGCAGCCCCUGCCCUCCUCGCCGGGUCCCCGGGCUCCUCCUCCACUCCCUGCGCAGCUGCAACAGCAGCCACCACCGCCGCCGCCACCGCCGCCACCACAGCAGCCAGGAGCUGCCCCAGCCCCUUUACAGUUCUCCUAUCAGACUUGUGAGCUGCCGAGCACCACUUCCCCCACGCCAGACUACCCUGCUCCUCCCGGCCAGUACCCCGUGGAGGGAGCCCAGCAGAGCGGCCUGGCGGGGCCAGACUGCCCCAGAAGCUCAGGACUGCAGGAGGCCACCUCGAGCUACGACCCACUGGCCCUCUCUGAGUUACCCGGACUCUUUGAUUGUGAAAUGCUGGACGCUGUGGAUCCACAACACAAUGGGUAUGUCCUGGUGAAUUAACCUCGGCACAGGAAGCGAGGUGGGUCAAGUGAAGGAAGACUUUGUAUUUCUAUUUUUAUUCCAGCCUUUCAAUUUGAAGCUUAUUUUCUUGCCCUCUCCCUAAUGGGGAGAAAUCAAGUCGCCCAACUGGAAUCAGCGGGCCUGGCUGGGGUGGAGGUUGCUUCCUCCUGCCGCUGUCCCACCACGAAGUUUUCUGUGGCAAGUGCUGGAACAUAGUUGUAGGCUAAAGCUCAUGCCCUGAGGUGGAGGGGAGCAAGCUCUCGAGGGAGGCACCACCAACUGUUUCUAUAAGAAGACGUUCAGACCUAGGUUUUAUGCAGAAUUUACACCAGUUCAUUAUCAAGGGAAACCUUGGUGAAAGCAGGCAAAAUGUGUGCCAUUGCAUAUAUAUGAGCAAACAAAAAAGGCAAUAUAUUUUUCACUGAAGCUGAGCAACAACAUGUUGCUUCAAGGCCAAUCAAGAAUACAUAAUGAAAUUUGAUGCACAGGAAAUAAAGGAGAGUUGUACUUUGUCAUCGAAUCGUAAGUUCUUAGCUGCUGAUGCAAGUUGUCCCCAAGGCUGUCGCAAAGCAGUGGAGCGCAAGCUGUUUCAGGGGCCCCUAAAUGACAGCUGGUACUGACCCCUGAGACCGGCCGUCGCCUCCAUCUGGGAGCAGACAAUACACGUCGUGAGAAGGUACCCCUGGGCUGCUGAGUGUCAGAAUGUGCUCAGGGCUCCAAAGAUGUCACCCGUAGAACCAACAGGAGACCCACUAAUGGAGGCAGGGGGCAAGAAACUGGAGAAGGCAUCAAGAGCAGCAGCCCCGGGCCAGGGAAGACAGGCUCUCUCUGCACAGUCUCUUGUGGAGACUUCUGGUUUGGGGGCAGUUGGUCCCCGGAGGCCCUGUCGUCUCUUUUACCAUGUAACAGCUACUCUGACUCACACUAUAUGUUGCUAGUAGUUUAUUGAGCUUUGUAUAUUUGGACAGUUUCAUAUAGGGCUUAGAAAUUUUAAGGACACGAAAAAUGAACUUUUAUGUCCCAUGUGAAGUGGUAGUGCUGUGCCUUUCCCCCCAAAUCAUGCUUUAAUUCUUUCUUUUCUGUAGAAACCAACAGUUUUCCAUUUAUGUCAAUGCUAAAUCCAAAGUCACUUCAGAGUUUGUUUUCCACCAUGUGGGAAUCAGCAUUCUUAAUUUCCUUAAAGUUUUGACUUGUAAUGAAACAUUCAAGUAUAACAGCAAUAUUCAAAGAACCACAGAUGUGUUAACCAUUUAAGCAGAUCAUCUGCCAAACACGUUGUAUUACUAGUAAAACUUAACCAACCCUUCCAAUUCAUUCAUCAGAGUAAGUGAAAAAUAGAUGCUAAAGCUAGUUAACUAUAAACCUAGAAGUAAUGAGUAAUCUGUCAUUUGGGCAGUAACAUCCAGGUGUUACAAAUUCAGUAUUAUUUAUAAAGAUUAUAAUUUCUGUCCUUUAGAAUGGCUUGUCCUAUCAGCAGAUGAAUGCGUUAAGCACAAAGCAUCUUCCUUAAAGCACAAAGAAGAGAGAUACUACACUGAUGCUGCAUCUAGAAAACACCUUUAAGUUGCCUUUCCUCUUUGUAGUAAGUGUCCAGACAGGCGAGGGGAAGCAUGGAAAACCUAGGGAGUUCCAUUCUGGCCCUGCAGCCCCAUCCCUAGCAGUGCUGGCAACUUGCAGUUCUUGUCGCCAGCCAGAGUCUGCCUAGUCACUGGGGCUCCAUGUCGGUGCCAGGAUGCUUUGCAGAGGCCCUGUGCUUGGGGUUGGACUCUCGGUGUCAGCAGGAAAGGGUAGUGUAGGGGCUGUCAUUUCUGUGAUUUAAUAACACAGUGACAGUCCAGGAAGAGUGAAUUAAGUUCCUUCUAUGGAUUGCUUUUUCCUCCUCGUGCUUAAGAUUGAUGAUUUCGUGAAAUAAAGAACAUCAUUUCAUUUAAGAGAUCAUUUCAUUAAGAUCUCUAAUCUGUUUUAAGUCUUUGCAAAAUAAGCUAGUUAUAAAACAGGACUUGAUUUGUUUAAACUGAAGGAGGAUGUUUUCCCAAAAUAUACUACAGGAGUGCUAUAAUAUUUACGAAAUUAAAAUGCCUUCCAGAUUGACAGUGGGGGCCACUCAUUCCAGAACUGCAGGAAUGGUACGGUUACAAAUUGGCAUAAACUCCUGGCCCCCAACAAGGCCGUGAGCUGCUUAGCCCAAGAGACCUAGGAGCUAUGGCGGGACAGUGAGGCCGACAGAUGAGGGACUACGGAGAGGCUACGGGUUGGAAGGUUAAGGGACCCAGAGAGAGAUGGGGAGGCAGCCAGCAGCAGCCAGGCCCAACAGGAACCGACGGACAUGGCGGCAGCUGGACACUUGCCUGGUGAAGAGCACGACCCCUCCUGCUGGAACCUGUGUUGUAAGCUCUAUUUGCUUAUCUCAUUUAUUUCAAGCAGAAAUCAAUAAAUUCCAUAACCAUCUGUAUUUACUGAAAUGUAAGCUGGUGAGAGGAGACUGGUUCUGUUGGUCAGUGGGGUGUUUGCUCAGCCCUGUCUGAUCAUCUCUGUUGUUCUGUUCCCUAACGAGUGACCGACAGAAGCUUCCAAGCAGUUCUAUCUUCAUAAGUACUAAAGUAACACUACGAUGGCUUAGUACCACUCUUUUCAUGAGAGGCUACUUUGCAAUACUGACUUGCUUUCCAGUCUGUUUCACGUCAGCGGUGUGUACACUACUGUAUGAUAAUCGUUAGCUUUAUUAUCUUGUAAACCAGGCUCCUCUGAAGAGACUUUGGUGAGAUGAACAUGAGGUAAAAAUUUCAUUUGGCAAAAAGUGCAAUAUGUGUGGUACUUUCUUUAUUUUUUAUGUUCUUUUUUUUAAUCCAGGGGUAUUUAGUCUCUGCUUUGGGAAAAAUGCACUAGUUCUGCAAUUUCCAGUUGGGCAUGUGUGUCUCUAGUAUUUACAUGCAACUGAUACGCUGGUCCCUGUAAGGCAAAUAGAGCAUGUUAACACAACAGAAAGAGGGCGAUGUCCUGUUUUUAAAUUCCCCAUGAGCUAUGCUGACCAUCCCCAGCCACCCUCUAGCCCCUCUGCCCCACCAGGCCUGCACUGCCCUUUGCCACCUUGGGAACAGGGAUGGAGGAAGACAGUUCUCUCUACCAACAGCCUCCAGAACCCAAUGGACGGGGGGCUGUGCCCACCAGGAGGACCAGACAUGGGACUCAAGGAUUGUUAGUGUAGAUAUGAGCAAAACUACUGUUCUGUAUCCAACUUUGCCUUCUAAGAAAGUCACGGCCUUUUCUCCCUCCAAAAUAAAGAACUUCCAGGUGUUUAGACCGUGGCCUGCAGUCAGCUGAGGUGAGACAACAGGAGCCUGGGACUGAACCGGGCCCUCGCCUCUUGUGCUCCUCCUGACUCUGGCCCCUGCAGUGAUAGUGGGCCUAUGCUCUGAUGGGGAGGGAGGACCACCCUGUGGGGGUGUCACCCUCUACCCUGUCCCCCACCACCAACGGACUAAUGGCCCCAGCAGAAGGGAUUUGUCAGGGAGCUGACCGAUCUCUCUGACCACACGUUGGGUGUCACUAGUACCUGAAGGCAGGGAACUGCUUAAAGAAUUCUGUCCAGGUGUUAGACUUGGGAAGAGGGUAUACUGUCAGCUAGAGAGUGAUCAGGUGAUCAGCCAGAGACUAGUGAAAGGUGCACAGUAGCAGCUUCUAGUCCUAGUUGGUCAAGGGGCCCGGGUGUGAGGCGCAGGCACCAGGAUGUCGUGAGUGUGUGGUGCGACCUUUGCGUGGGUCCUGCAGCCUCUAGUCCAGCCCCAGAUUCAUAAAUAUAUUGGGGUCAGAGUUUUUCUACUCUGGAUUACAUUUAAAAGCCACUAUCGACAGUUACACUUAAGCUCCCUAUUGGCUUAAAGAAAAUUCAUAUUCCAUGUAACUUUUUCACAUUCAACGUCCUUCAGAGACAAUACUUAGUGUCAUUGCCAACACUGGUCCCACUGAACAGUUGCUGAAUCCCUGUGCCGGGGCUGACCUUGGCUGCAUCUGUACCCCUAAACUGGGCUGCCUCUACUGCCUCCUCGGAAGCCACCCGAGCCGCUCGGUCUCUUUGUGCCUAGACAUCAAAGGUAAAAACUGGAGAACAAGCAGUAAGUUGGAGUCAUUGUAUAGGCAGGGAACUUUGAUCAUUUUGUUACUUCUGGAAAUUUUUUUUACAGAACUUAUCUUCAGAAUGAUGUGUGGAAGACAAGAACAGUAUCAUCUGCCUCUGUUCUAAGCUGGACAAAAAAACAUUUUAAAAAUUUAUAUAUCUCUUCUGACGGGUUCCAUAGUAUGGUCCUCCCAGGCCUGUGGCCCAGGGAAGCGACUGUAAUUACAGAGCUCUUUGUCUGCCCCUUGUCAGCAGCAGGGUCAACUCCAGGCCCCUUUUGGGCCUGGAGUCUCUGAUCUCCCAGUACCCUCUCACAUACUUAUUUUACCAUUUUUUCCCAAUCAAGUAGCCUGGCUGCCUUUGGAAGACUCACGCCAUCCUAGUUGCACCACCAUCUUUUGUCCACACCUCUAGGCAGAUUUCAACACGCUGGCAGAUUGGGGCACAUACUAGUGCAUAGAUUGAGAAACGGGCAGCAGGACAGCCCAUAGACUUAGAGUUUCGAUGGGUCCCACCCAAUGGCUUGCCUGUCCACAAGGAGCAAUAGCUUAUAUUUAUACGUGAGUUUACCAAGCACUUUCACAAGUAAUCUCUUCAAAUCCUCACAACAACUCUGUGAAAUUAGCUGGAAAGUUAUCGUCCUUAUUUUUCACAGCUGAGGAAACCAAAGCUCUUGGGAGUUUGUGUGACUUAUCCGAGGUCACAGAGCUGGCGAGUGGAGGAGCCCAGGACAAGGACUUGGGUUGACUGCUUCUGGUUUGGGUUCUCUAGCUUCUCGUUGUGUGAGAAGCCCUCCCUUUCCCCGUCCAUCUGACUCUUUUCAUAAGCGAACAGCUGUAUAAACAAAGCCCCCAUUUUAGUCAAGCACAGGGUGAAUGUGACAUUGUUCCCACAGCCUCAUUCUCCACUUGACAGCUGCCUGGCUUUGGAGGGGAGGUGCCUUUCAGGUGACACUGCAGUUGUCCAGGUGGCCUUGCAUGGAACAAGGCUGAGGGAGACACAGACCCCACAGAUCGGCCAUCCUCUCAGUGUCCAGUUAACUACAGAAGUUUAGGCUCGCAUCAAAGAUGUCUAGUUUUUCCAAGUUACACAAAAUAGUUUCCUAUAGAAUUAUAUGAUGGAAGGACACAUCCCCCUGGAUUGCCAAGGAGCUGAAUUGCAUGGUGUCAGGCCACCACUGCAGGCCACCAGAUUCAACCCUAGGAAAAGGGGCUGCUCAGAGAAGAGUCACAAACUCAGCCUUUGUCCUGAGGAGGGGAGUAACGUUUCUUUACAGUCAAUCCCAUCAAGUAAAAGUGCUUAUUAGACACUUUUAGGAUUAAAAAAAAUAACAUACUUUAUUGAAUACUUUUUCUUUUCAGAGCCAAAGCUGGUAGGUAGGGGGGAGCUUUAAAAAUAGAAGUACAAAACAACAUCCUGGAAAAAUAUGACCCCAAAUGGAAUAAUGUUACAUUAGUAAAUACAGAUAACUGGGCCUCGCCGCUGGCUGUGUGAUGCCUAUCUGCUCAAGAUUUGCUCAGUCAAGGAAAUUCAAGUGGUGAGAUCUUCCCACUACUACUGGUAAAAGAAAUCUGCCUUCACCAAAAUCUCUGAAGGGGAAAGAAGCAGAGAGAACAGGAAGUUUGCUUCACUUCGGGGACUGCAGUUUAAGAAAUAAAAGGGAUACAGAGAUAUUUGCACUUUGUAGGGAGGGCAAGAUUAUUGCUUAUUUCUGAAGGGAGGUGGGUGGUUUUGCUGGAUGUUUGGUCUGUGAAAGAGUUACUUUUCAUAAAGUUAACCUAAUUGUAGUUAUUUUUUCUGUGUUUUUUUUAAAUUACUAAAAAAAAAAAAUUGGUGAGUUCAAUAGCUUUGGUAUUUUGAGUGCAAAUCAUAAUAGCUCCAAUGUGAAAAAAAAUCAAAGUGUAACCUGUCACUCAAUGUUAGAGAAUUGCCUAAAAUGCAGUGUAAUAAAUGAUCUUUGUACCAAAUGGUAAUUUAAAUGGGGUAAUUUUCUGCAAGGAAAAUGUACUGUUUUUAUGUUUCCAACCCUCUUGAAUUAAAAUAAAAACAACUUGUUUUCUAAGA